This is a messenger RNA of Manihot esculenta (cassava), 348 nucleotides long. RefSeq lists its product as uncharacterized. The record is from RefSeq and is a predicted model, not a curated record. Bases 1 to 348 code for a protein of 115 amino acids. NCBI's taxonomy places the organism in Eukaryota, Viridiplantae, Streptophyta, Magnoliopsida, Malpighiales, Euphorbiaceae. The transcript has a single exon.
AUGGCCUUUAAUAAACCAGACCAUAACGAUCAGGGUAGCCUCGUGGAUGACAACAUGAUUGUACUGAGAGUACGUAUGAGGGAGAUGAAGAUGAUGGAGGAAUUUGAUUACCCACCUUCGCAUUGGAUGGAGUGGGAGAAGCAAUAUUAUGCACAUCAUAACUAUAAUACUGAUGUUUGCGAAGCUGUAGGGUUGCUGCAAAAUUUCUUGAUGAAUAUUAGGCCAAGUAUAGCUUUAGGGAUUCUAGCACUUCUUUUCAUGUGUGUGCUCAUCUCUACUGGGGUGGUUUUCUCCUACGCUGUAGAGAUCACCAUGAGAUUAAUUUUGUCUGUGUUUCAUCUUCGCUAA